CAUCCAUCCAUCCAUCAUCACACUCACACACACACACACACAGAGCAUGCCUCCAUUUGACAAAAUCCAGCUGCAGAACAAACCGUUCAAACAGAGGAAGAGCUUUGCUACAAGGAAACAAGAAGUGGCCGGGAUCAGGUCCAAAUUCCCCAACAAAAUCCCGGUCAUCAUUGAACGCUACGAGAGGGAGAAGUAUCUUCCUCCGCUGGAUAAGACCAAGUUCCUGGUGCCGCAUGAACUCACCAUGACUCAGUUUGUCACCAUCAUCAGGAACCGGAUGGCUCUGCUGCCGUCUCAGGCCUUCUACCUGCUCAUCAACAACAGCGGUCUGGCCAGCAUGUCUCUCACCAUGGCUCAGGUCUACAAAGACCACCAGGACGAGGACGGCUUCCUCUACAUGACCUACGCCUCGCAGGAGAUGUUCGGACGCUGACAACGUUUUACAUUUUAUUUAGUAUUAAAAGGCUGAAGGCCUCCAUAUCUGCUGUAAAUAGAAAAAUAUUGUAUUUAUUGUAAUAAUUGUUCUAAAUGUUAAUUGUGAAAGAUGGAUUUUAAUUAAA
This is a messenger RNA of Anoplopoma fimbria (sablefish), 560 nucleotides long. It is a transcript of the gene map1lc3c, whose product is annotated as microtubule-associated protein 1 light chain 3 gamma. The record is from RefSeq and is a predicted model, not a curated record. Gene Ontology annotation, molecular function: ubiquitin protein ligase binding. The coding region runs from base 47 to 433 and encodes 128 amino acids. The transcript is spliced from 4 exons. Gene Ontology annotation, cellular component: autophagosome; cytosol; autophagosome membrane. Gene Ontology annotation, biological process: macroautophagy; autophagy of mitochondrion; cellular response to nitrogen starvation. Lineage: Eukaryota; Metazoa; Chordata; Actinopteri; Perciformes; Anoplopomatidae.